Fomitopsis serialis is the source of this 732-nucleotide messenger RNA. RefSeq lists its product as uncharacterized. The record is from RefSeq and is a predicted model, not a curated record. NCBI's taxonomy places the organism in Eukaryota, Fungi, Basidiomycota, Agaricomycetes, Polyporales, Fomitopsidaceae. The transcript has 3 exons. Bases 1 to 732 code for a protein of 243 amino acids.
AUGCGUUACUCUCCGCUCGCCUCUGCUGCCCUUUUGGCGGUGGUAACUGCUCCCGCGCUCGCUCACCCGGUCUCCAUUCGCGCGACCGAGGAUCCCUCCAUAGUUGAGCGUGAACUCCAAGAUGGACUGGUGGAGCGCGGCUACUAUGACGACCUCGUCUCUCGGGACCUGGAGGCACGCAAAAACUCUGACCGUGGGGCUAAGCAUCUCGCCGGGAUGAUAAAGAAGGAUGCGACGAAGCAGCGUCAGCGCCAGGGCCAGUCCACGGCGACUUCUAGCGGGUCAGCUCGUCAAUCUGGGUCUGGGCCUGCUUCGUCUCAUCCGCAGCAGAACCGCCAGAGGGAGUACGACGUCAACGGCGAGCUGUUCACUCGCACGCCCGAGGAUGCCUCCGUAGUUGAGCGUGAGCUCCGAGACGGGCUGGUGGAGCGCGGCUUCUACGAAGCCCUCCUCUCUCGGGGGCUUGAGGCGCGCACAAAUGCUGAACAUGGAGCGAAACAGCAGAUCCUCCAGGGGCCACCGGGGCCGGCGCGCACCCAAGCUCGGCGAAUCAUCAGGAAUCGUCAGCGGAACAAGGCUCAGGCUGCCAGCGGUCGUCAGCCUCAUCCACAGGCGAACGGUGGCUCGGGGGUCAAACGGCCGCACCUGGAAGCGGGAGCCCAUCACCGUCGCCGGGAGUAUGAAAAUGGCGAGCUGUUCGAGCGCGGCUUCGAGAUAGACGAGCUUGACUGA